Molecule: messenger RNA, 573 nt
Organism: Aspergillus puulaauensis
Lineage: Eukaryota; Fungi; Ascomycota; Eurotiomycetes; Eurotiales; Aspergillaceae
Exons: 1
Coding region: 1-573 (190 amino acids)
Source: RefSeq, a predicted model, not a curated record
AUGUUGUUGGAUGACUCAAUCGCUCUCACAGAGCAACUGGACGAGGUCCAACACCAUCGCGACAAAGGCAAAGGAAAACAUCGAGCUGAUAACUUACCUUAUAAGAAGGUUGCAAUUUCAAUGAUUUAUGAAAUAGCGCACAGGGUCUUUGCUGCCGCAAAGCGUUCUCGAGACAUCGCCCAAGAAAUCCGACCUAAUACUGGAGAAGGAGAACCCGAAGCUGCAGAGAAAAGGCAGCUAAAAAUGCAGACCACUGUGGAUAAUUCUAAGCUGGAGAGCGAUGACAACGUUGUCUAUCGGCUUUCCUCUAGACCAAGGCUCGCCAUAUCUAGCCGGCUCGAGAACAUGGAGCGAGAGAAAGAAGCCGGGCCUUCCAUGACUGAUGAGCAGCGGCAUGAGAAACUGACAAACGACGUGCUAGGGCUCGAAACUUGUUGUGUCUGCGGUGAUGAUUUCCUCCCAAUUAAGAUUCAUCGCUUGCAGUGUGACCAUAUUUACUGUCAUGACUGUCUUAGACAGUAUUUCGUGAAGGCUAUGUCGGACAAAAGCAUUUUCCCACCAAAAAUUCUGUGA